Aphanomyces invadans is the source of this 933-nucleotide messenger RNA. RefSeq lists its product as hypothetical. Gene Ontology annotation, molecular function: heme binding; electron transfer activity. Gene Ontology annotation, biological process: mitochondrial electron transport, ubiquinol to cytochrome c. The record is from RefSeq and is a predicted model, not a curated record. The coding region runs from base 51 to 872 and encodes 273 amino acids. The transcript has a single exon. NCBI's taxonomy places the organism in Eukaryota, Oomycota, Saprolegniomycetes, Saprolegniales, Verrucalvaceae.
CCCGACUCCUCACUUGAGUGGUGCAAAAGCAUUUUGCUUCUGGGAUUAGUAUGUUCAAGCGCAUCGUCCAGUCCCCGGCGCUGAAGAAGGCCGCCGCCGCCGCCGGAACUGCCGCCAUCGGAGGCUCUGUCUUCACAGGUGUUGCCGCCUGCAGUGACGACAGCAUUCCCGCGUUGCACUAUGGCUUCGAGCAUAACGGCCCAUUGACUUCGUUCGACUACGCCGCGGUUCGUCGUGGGUACCAAGUGUACAAGGAAGUAUGUGCUACUUGCCACUCGAUCGACAAGAUCCACUUCCGUCACUUGGUCGGUGUGACCCACACCGAAGAUGAAGCCAAGGCUCUUGCCGCAGACGUCGAUGUCGUCGACGGCCCCAACGACGAAGGCGAGAUGUUCGAACGCCCCGGGAAGUUGAGCGACCCCUUGCCUAAGCCGUAUGCUAACGACGAAGCCGCCGCUGCCGCCAACAACGGUGCGAUCCCACCUGAUCUUUCGUUGAUCGUGAAGGCUCGUCACGCCGGUGCCGACUAUUUGUUCGCGCUCUUGACUGGCUACGUGGAUGCCCCCGAGGGCAAGGAGCUCGGCAACGGGUUGUACUACAACCCGUACUUCGGUGGCGGAGCUAUUGCGAUGGAAAAGCAAUUGGAAGAUGGCAAGGUCACGUAUGAAGACGGCACCCCUGCCACUGCCUCCCAAAUGGCCAAGGACGUGUCGAUCUUCCUUGCCUGGGCCGCCGAACCCGAGCACGACGAACGCAAGAAGAUGGGUAUGCAAUGGUGCCUUGGCCUCUUUGCCGCCGCCCUCUUGACCGGGUACUACAAACGCUUGCGCUGGGCACCCUUGAAGACUCGUAAAAUUUCGUAUUUCAAAUAAACAUCGAGAUUUGCCACACACAAUAGAUAAGGACAAUCAACCAACUUGGUGUUUGAGCGUA